Messenger RNA from Chilo suppressalis (striped riceborer), 381 nucleotides. The record is from the annotation of a GenBank genome assembly. NCBI's taxonomy places the organism in Eukaryota, Metazoa, Arthropoda, Insecta, Lepidoptera, Crambidae.
AUGUCGACUAAAAGUAAAGUGGGUGAUAAUAAAGGCAAAAGCUCUGAAAUUGUAUGGAGGAAAGCAUUCAAAGCUAAUGCAGAAUGGCCAGACAAGGAGGAAUUUCUGGAUGUAAUUUAUUGGAUGAGACAAGCCAUGGGCAUAAUUUUGGGCCUUUUCUGGGGUUUGUUGCCUCUGAAAGGUUUCCUAGGUUUAUUAUUGUUCGUAGUUGUAAACGCCGCAGUAAUAUACUUUUAUGUUAGUAAUUUCCAAAAAAUUGAUGAAGAAGAGUAUGGUGGUAUGUGGGAGAUCACGAAAGAGGGAUUCAUGACCUCAUUUGCGGGUUUCCUGGUAACCUGGAUAAUAGUGUUUACUGGACUUCAUGGCAGUAACAGUUUAUGA